Messenger RNA from Rhagoletis pomonella (apple maggot), 1531 nucleotides. RefSeq names its product cytoglobin-1. Gene Ontology annotation, biological process: oxygen transport. Gene Ontology annotation, molecular function: heme binding; oxygen binding; iron ion binding. NCBI's taxonomy places the organism in Eukaryota, Metazoa, Arthropoda, Insecta, Diptera, Tephritidae. The transcript has 4 exons. The record is from RefSeq and is a predicted model, not a curated record. The coding region runs from base 336 to 803 and encodes 155 amino acids.
UACGAGUGCGGACGAAACAAAUAAAAGACGGUGGUCGGUACACAGUGCAUCAUAGGCUACAUGUUGAAAAACAAAGCGUUAGCGAAAAAAGGCAACUAAAUACUAUUUCUUAAUAAAUAGUAGAGUAAAAUUAUAAAAAGGAACAACUUUAAAAGGAUUAGAGUAAAAGGGAAAUAGGUGAAAAACAUUAAAAAUACAGCAAAAUAUUUGUAGAGAGAUUUGGUCACAGCACGCGGCAUUGUUGAAGAAGCUGUUAGAAAGGAGCAAAUGCUUUAGGUUAUCCAAUAAUUUUGGCUUGAGUACGAAAAGAACAACAACUUAAUUUAUAAACAAAAAUGGCACUGAAUGCUGAGGAUAUUGUUGAAAUCAAGAAGACCUGGGCCAUUCCCGUCGCCACACCAACCGAUUCCGGCGCAGCGAUUCUCAUCAGAUUCUUCACAAAAUAUCCGUCCAAUUUGGAAAAAUUUCCUUUCCGCGAUAUUCCAGUGACGGAAUUACAUAACAGCGCACGCUUCCGCGCCCACUGUGGCCGCAUUAUCAAGACUUUUGAUCAGUCAAUCAGCCAACUGGAGGAAGAAGGUGGUCUGGAAAAGAUACAAGAAAUAUGGGAAGGUUUGGCAAAAUCACAUGUGGAACGUCACAAUAUUGCCAAGCCUUCAUACCUUGAACUCCGCGAAGCCAUUGUGGAAGUGUUGAGCGAAGCGUGCAACCUGAAUGAGCGUCAAGCGCAAGCCUGGAACAAACUGCUCGACAUUGUGUACGACAUCAUCUUCAAGAAAUACGAUGACUUGGGUGCUCAAUAAUGCUGGAACAGCUAGCUAAAGGAAGGCGGCGGAGUGCUAAAGUAGUACACAUGCCAACAUAACAAGACGCACACACACUCACACACGAAGGAGUAGUGGGAGAAGUCGCCUAAAUACCAGCUGCUCGUGUAUUUCUUAAGGCUCAAUUUUAGUAAAGGAACACUCGAAAAUAUACAAACAGGAAGACACACACACACACACACACACACACACACACAUUUAGGGAAUAUCAACGUCGACGCUUUAACCUGCUUUUGUAGCGCAAAAAUAUUUAUUGAGAAAAAAAGGUGAAAUAUAAUGAAUGAAAAUGUAGAAAAUGUCAUAAAACAUAUCUGAAAAAGAAAAAUACUAAAAAUUUACCGACAACUUGCUUAAUGGUAAUGACACCCUGUAUUUGUUCUACCAUUGCUGCUGUUUUUGUGUUGUUUUUUGUUAUUGUUAUUGUUCAAUUACUAUUUGUGCAUACAUACAAACAGAAUUGUACAUGCAUAUAUGUACGUAUGCAUAUUUGACCGCAGUGUUUGUUGUUUGUUGUUGCAUUUCUACGCCACUCAAGAAACUUUGAAUAGCAGCUGUACCGCUUCUUAGCAGCAAUCCAUACAAAAACCACUAUGUACUCUUAAAGUUUCCGUUUACCUCUAAGAACAUAUUUUGCUAAUGGUUUCUAAACUUUGUAAUUUUGUGAAUAAAGUAAAAUGUAAGAAAGUAAAUAAAAGUAAAAUAUAAUA